AUGAGCAAUGUGUAAUAUUGUUAUUUUUCGUAAUGAGUGAACGACGGGACGAGAUGAGUGUUGGGGCUACGACGCUGCGGCUCAUGGAGGGGGAGGUGAAAAAGGCGCUGUUGGGGGUCCUGGAGCGUGUGUCAGCAGCUAGCAAGGCCAGGACUCCAGAAUUGGCUGCAUUAUGCCCUAGGCCACGUCUGGUAGCUGUGAGCAAGACGAAGCCCAAAGAAAUGAUCCUGGAGGCCUACACUGCUGGACAGAGACACUUUGGGGAGAACUAUGUACAGGAGCUUGUAGACAAAGCCAAUGACCAGCAGUUACUGGCAGAGUGUCCUGAAAUUAAAUGGCACAUGAUUGGUCAUCUUCAAAGCAAUAAAGUGAAAAAAGUUGUUGAAAUUCCAGGCCUGUAUUGCAUUGAGACAGUGGACAGUAUUAAGUUGGCAUCAGCCAUCAAUAAUGCUGUUAAGAAGACUGAAAAUGAAGGAAAACUGAAGGUCUUUGUGCAAAUCAACACUAGUGAUGAAGAGAACAAAAGUGGUGUUCACCCAGAUGAGGCAGCAGGAUUGGUACGCCACAUACAGGAGAGUUGUUCCCACCUGGCAUUAGCAGGCAUCAUGACCAUUGGGGCCUUUGAUCAUGACCUCUCCAUUGGACCAAACCCUGACUUCCAGAGACUGCUGAAGUGUAAAGCUAGAAUUUGUGAAGAAUGUUGUAUGGAACCCAAGGAUGUGGAAUUAUCAAUGGGAAUGUCUAAUGACUUUGAACAUGCAAUUCUUGUUGGAAGCACAAAUGUUAGAGUUGGGAGCACAAUUUUUGGGACAAGAAAUAUGAAGAAAUAACAGAUUCAGAUUGUAGAGUGUGAGCACUUUAUAUCAGGAAAAUCUGAAUAAUGAUAUGCUUAUGUUGGUCAUCCUGAAUUAAAAUAGAAAGAAAUUGCAUUUUUCCUUAAUUGAUAAUGAGAAUCUCAGCAGAAAAUCUGGCUUGAAGUUCUCCUUUUCUUAAUGUGUUAUUAUUUUCAUGGCAUUUUACAACACAAACAAAUGUUAAUAAAUUAGUUUUGGAAGGUAUAUUGCAUGAAGCAUGUUGCUGACAGGUUUAAGAACACUGGUGCUGAUUCAGAGAUAGUAAAUAAGCUUCAACAUAUACCAUGAGUCAUAGUUUAAUGCAUAUUUAUGUUCAUGAAAUCAAUAAUGUUAAGCAAUAAAGGCCAAUUAAGCAAU
Scylla paramamosain (green mud crab) is the source of this 1211-nucleotide messenger RNA. RefSeq names its product pyridoxal phosphate homeostasis protein-like. The coding region runs from base 33 to 830 and encodes 265 amino acids. The transcript has 7 exons. Gene Ontology annotation, molecular function: pyridoxal phosphate binding. Gene Ontology annotation, cellular component: intracellular anatomical structure. The record is from RefSeq and is a predicted model, not a curated record. Lineage: Eukaryota; Metazoa; Arthropoda; Malacostraca; Decapoda; Portunidae.